AUGUCUCUGGUGGAUUGGUUCUCUGGGUUUCUGGCGUCUCUCGGUUUGCGGCAGAAGGAAGCCAAGAUCUUGUUCUUGGGGCUGGAUAAUGCAGGGAAGACCACUCUGCUUCGCAUGUUGAAGGAUGAGAGAUUGGUUCAGCACCAACCCACCCAGUUCCCGACCUCAGAGGAAGUGAGCAUAGGGAAGAUGAAGUUCAAAGCUUUCGACUUGGGUGGUCGCCAGAUCGCUCGUAGGGUCUGGCGGGACUGCCACGCUAAGGUUGAUGCAGCAGUAUACCUGGUGGACGCCCACGACAAGGAGAGGUUUGCGGAAUCAAAGAGGGAGCUCGAUGCCCUCCUUUCAGAGGAAGCUCUUGCCAAGGCGCCUUUCCUCGUGCUCGGGAACAAGAUAGAUAUCCCGUAUGCGGCUUCUGAGGACGAGCUGCGGUAUCAUCUCGGGCUCACCAACCUCACGACCGGCCAAUGGAAAGUGAAUCUCGCAGAUCAGACUGUUAGACCCCUCGAAGUGUUCAUGUGCAGCAUCGUGCGCAAGAUGGGCUACGGCGAAGGGUUCAAGUGGAUGUCGCAGUACAUCAAGUAGAGAGCCGAUCUGUG
Messenger RNA from Syzygium oleosum, 596 nucleotides. Its product is annotated as GTP-binding protein SAR1A. Bases 1 to 582 code for a protein of 193 amino acids. Gene Ontology annotation, cellular component: COPII vesicle coat; endoplasmic reticulum exit site. The record is from RefSeq and is a predicted model, not a curated record. NCBI's taxonomy places the organism in Eukaryota, Viridiplantae, Streptophyta, Magnoliopsida, Myrtales, Myrtaceae. Gene Ontology annotation, biological process: membrane organization; vesicle organization; endoplasmic reticulum to Golgi vesicle-mediated transport. Gene Ontology annotation, molecular function: GTPase activity; GTP binding. The transcript has 3 exons.